UCUCUGUUUCUGGAUUUCUCCAUCGUGGUUGCUGUGGUGGUCCAGCAUCCGUCUUUGUCUCCCGUUCCCUGCCCUCCCUCCCCCAGCCCUACUUCUCUGUCUCUCCUGCUCCCUCCUGCCUCUUUCUCACCCUGUCUGUCACCCUUCAGUCCUCCCCAGCCUGCCCCCGCUUUGCAGACAUGGCCGUGGCUCCAUCUGUACACCAGCUUGUGGAACACUCCCCCGCCUCCUUUGCCCCUGGAGGUGCCGAUGGGGGGUGGGGGCCUGCCGAGCUGGCAACCUGAGCUGCUUGCUCUGUAGUUGCCUGAGGAAUGGGGAGAGAUCCGAGAGCCGGCAGGCAGCAGUGGGACGGGAGGAGGCAGAGCCCCUCCCAGCUGUCAGGGGCCUCUCCGCCUCUGAGUGCCUGGGAAGGCGGUGAGCUGGGUGGCAAAUACCAGGGACUAAAGGAGGUUGGGUGUGAGACUGUGGGGUGUUGGGAUGGGGCAGAGAGUGGGGACCAGGGGCUUUGGCAGCAUCAUAUAUCCCCUGCAUAUACACUGGGGUACACACGCCAAACCCAAUUCUGGGAACCUAGUUUGGGGACAGACAGCCGUCAUCAUUCCAGCCAAGGGAGUGCUCUGGUCUCCUCUCAUCCGCCUUUGAGAUUCUCUCUCGUUUCUCUCCCCUCCCCCUCCUAAGACCAGAGCGCGCAGAGCUCCCAAGGCUGCCUUUGAUCACCUGCCCUCUGAUCUGGGUCUCCUACUGCUUCCUACAGGCCUUGAAAGCGAGGCCGAGGCUGCAGGGGCCCACCCUGCUCGCACGGGCUUUGUGGAGGAAGGUGGGGGCAGAACGGGUCCGCUGUUGCCCCUCCUUUCUGGGCCCCAGCUUGGCUCCUGCAAGUUGGGAAUCGGCCACGCCUUUGCCACUUCUUACCCUCCGAGUCCUUCUCUUGGCCUUCAGCCCGUCCACAUCGACCCACGCUGGUGCUUCUCCCCCUCCCCCUCCAGCUUUGGGUCUAAUCUAAUUGCUAUUCGCCGCCGUCCAUUUUCCCUGCCCAGUCCCCAGGCCGUCUGCUGAAUUCACCCUUCUCAGGUCACCUUACACAAAACCAUUAUGUGGCUUCUGGUUGCCUCCUGACACACUGGAUGUCUUAGCAUGGCGUUCCAGGCCUCCCCACCCACCCCUUCAGCAUUCUGGCUGAGGCUUGGCCCGCGCUUUGAUAAGGCCCUGGCUGGGCACAGCGAGGAUGCCCGGGAUGGACUUGGUGAAGGCAUCCAGGCCCAGGCCCCAGCCUCCAAGCUCUUGCCCUUCUUGCACUUUUACCACUGUCUCUUUCUCACACCUCUUCCUGUUUGCAGUCAAAACGGUCUGUCUUCUUGGGAGUGUCUUCUCUUCUAGUCGUUGGCAGAGAAGCCCCCUCCCCCGGGCCCUCAGUCGCUGGGGCUUCUCGCACGCAGGUGGGAUGUGCAUAUAGCUGGCAUCACUUGGGCUUGCGGUGGACACAUGUAUCAGUUGAGCCCUGAAGACUCAGACAAAGACCCGGAAGGUGGGCUUGCCAGACACUCGAGAUGUCAGAAACACUGUCCCAGAGCUUCUCCUGACCCCUGCUCCGACCCUGGCCUGGAGCAUCUGGAAGGGGAGAGGCCACAGUCGCUUCUAUUGUCCCCCCAGGAGCCUGAGGGACAGCAGGGAGGUGCUUUCCUCCUUGCCUCCCUCCUGCCACUUAUUGAGGGCAGGCUUCCUUUUCCUCAGCCUGUUCUGUGAAAUGCAGCCUUCUUGGGCCCCUUUCCUUCUUUCUCUGUUCCCACUUCCCAAGUCCCCCUUGCCCCUCACCAGCUUUUUAGGCCUGAACAGCACCCGGGGAUCAGUUGGCUCUGAAACCCACAGCAAUGAGACGGUGAUGAGUUCUCUACAUAUGUGUGCAGGCAUGCUUGUGUGUGCAAACAGAGAUAGCAGACAUGAGGAUUCAUCCCCCAGAGAUACAGACACACGAGACACACAUAUACUUCCGCGUGCACGCACCCACUCAUGAGUGCAUCCCCCUUCGUGAGAAGAUGAAGGUGGACACACACAGCCACAAAGAUGCUGAUGUGCUUAUCUGGCUACGUGCAGACCCACAUCCCCACUCAUGCCCGUAGGCAUCUGCUUGCUGGGUGUUGAGUCGCACACGAGGAUGACAUGCACAGAGCAGCCUGUGGCAUGCCCAGGGGAGCUGAUCGGGGCAACAAGUUGGUGCUGGAGAGGCAGCUGGCGGAGGAGGCACAGACAGAGAGUAGGAAGGGGAUGAAAGGCAAACUGGAGCCCCAGCCUCUGCUGUCUCUUGCAGUGUCCCCACCCCCGGCUCCCUCCCCAAGCCGCCCACCAGCCCCCUUCCCUCUGGCCGGAGCUUGAGCCGAGCCCGGCCGGCUUUUGCCGCGCCGAGCCGCCGGCGCCGCCGGGAAGAUGGCCGUGGCGCUGCGGUACUUGUGGCCUCUCCUCCUGUGCAGCCCCUGCCUGCUCAUCCAGAUCCCCGAGGAAUAUGAAGGACACCACGCGAUGGAGCCCCCUGUCAUCACGGAACAGUCUCCACGGCGCGUGGUCGUGUUCCCCACAGAUGAUAUCAGCCUCAAGUGUGAGGCCAGCGGCAAACCCCAAGUGCAGUUCCGCUGGACUCGGGACGGCGUCCUCUUCAAACCCAAGGAGGAGCCGGGUGUGACCGUGAACCAGGCCCCCCACUCUGGCUCCUUCACCAUCACGGGCAACAACAGCAACUUCGCCCAGAGUUUUCAGGGCACCUAUCGCUGCUUUGCCAGCAACAAGCUGGGCACCGCCAUGUCCCACGAGAUCCAGCUCAUGGCCGAGGGUACCCCCAAGUGGCCAAAGGAGACAGUGAGGCCCGUCGAGGCGGAGGAAGGGGAGUCGGUGAUUCUGCCUUGCCACCCGCCCCCCAGCGCGGAGCCGCUCCGCAUCUAUUGGAUGAACAGCAAGAUCUUGCACAUCAAGCAGGACGAGCGGGUGACCAUGGGGCAGAACGGCAACCUCUACUUCGCCAAUGUGCUUACCUCGGACAACCACUCAGACUACAUCUGCCAUGCCCACUUCCCUGGCACCCGGACCAUCAUUCAAAAGGAACCCAUUGACCUCCGGGUCAAGGCCACCAACAGCAUGAUGGACAGGAAGCCGCGCCUGCUCUUCCCCACCGACGCCAGCACCCACCUGGUGGCCCUGCAGGGGCAGCCGCUGGCCCUGGAGUGCAUCGCCGAGGGCUUCCCCACGCCCACCAUCAAAUGGCUACGCCCGAGCGGCCCCAUGCCGGCUGACCGAGUCACCUACCAGAACCACAACAAGACCCUGCAGCUGCUGAACGUGGGGGAGGAGGACGACGGCGAGUAUCGCUGCCUGGCUGAGAACUCCCUGGGCAGUGACCAGCAUGCCUACUACGUCACCGUGGAGGCUGCCCCGUACUGGCUACACAAGCCCCAGAGCCAUCUGUACGGGCCGGGAGAGACUGCCCGCCUGGACUGCCAAGUGCAGGGCAGGCCCCAACCAGAGGUCACCUGGAGAAUCAAUGGGAUCCCUGUGGAGGAACUGGCCAAGGACCAGAAGUACCGGAUCCACCAUGGAGCCCUGAUCCUGAGCAACGUGCAGCCCAGUGACACGAUGGUGACCCAGUGUGAGGCCCGAAACCGGCACGGGCUCCUGCUGGCCAACGCCUACAUUUACGUGAUCGAGCUGCCGGCCAAGAUCCUGACCCCAGACAACGAGACGUACAUGGCGGUCCAGGGCAGCACCGCCUACCUUCUGUGUAAGGCCUUUGGAGCCCCUGUGCCCAGUGUGCAGUGGCUGGACAGGGAAGGAAAGACAGUGCUGCAGGACGAGCGCUUCUUCCCCUACACCAACGGGACCCUGGGCAUCCGAGACCUCCAGGCCAAUGACACCGGCCACUACUUCUGCCAGGCUGCCAAUGACCAAAACAACGUGACCAUUGUGGCUAACCUGCAGGUCAAAGAUGCCACUCAGAUCACACAGGGGCCCCGCAGCGCGAUCGAGAAGAAAGGCUCGCGAGUGACGUUCACGUGCCAGGCCUCCUUUGACCCCUCCUUGCAGCACAGCAUCACCUGGCGCGGGGAUGGUCGCGACCUCCAGGAGCUUGGGGACAGUGACAAGUACUUCAUAGAGGACGGGCGCCUGGUCAUCCACAGCCUGGACUACAGCGACCAGGGAAACUACAGCUGCGUGGCCAGCACCAAGCUGGACGCGGUGGAGAGCAGGGCAGGGCUCCUGGUGGUGGGGAGCCCCGGCCCCGUGCCUCAGCUGGAGCUGUCUGACCGCCACCUGCUGAAGCAGAGCGAGGUGCGCCUGUCCUGGAGCCCCGCUGACGACCACAACGCCCCCAUUGAGAAGUAUGACAUUGAGUUCGAGGACAAGGAGAUGGCGCCUGACAAGUGGCACAGUCUGGGCAAGGUGCCCGGGAACCAGACCUCCACCACCCUCAAGCUGUCGCCUUAUGUCCACUACACCUUUAGAGUUACUGCCAUCAACAAAUACGGCCCUGGGGAGCCCAGCCCAGCCUCGGAGACUGUGCUCACUCCAGAAGCAGCCCCGGAGAAGAACCCCGUGGACGUGAAGGGGGAAGGAAACGAGACCAACAACAUGGUCAUCACUUGGAAGCCGCUCCGGUGGAUGGACUGGAAUGCCCCCCAGGUUCAGUAUCGCGUGCAGUGGCGCCCUCAGAAGACACAGGGGGCCUGGCAGGAACAGAUCGUGAGCGACCCCUUCCUGGUGGUGUCCAACACUUCCACCUUUGUGCCCUAUGAGAUCAAGGUCCAGGCCGUCAACAGCCAGGGCAAGGGCCCGGAGCCCCAGAUCACCAUCGGCUACUCUGGGGAGGAUUACCCCCAGGCAAGCCCUGAGCUGGAAGGCAUCAAGAUCCUCAAUUCGAGCACGGUGCUGGUCAGAUGGUGGCCUGUGGACCCAGCCCAGGUCAAGGGCCACCUCCGGGGAUACAAUGUGACGUACUGGUGGGAGGGCAGUCAGAGGAGGCACAGCAAGAGGCACGUCCACAGAGGCCACGUGCUGGUGCCUGCCAACAGCACCAGCGCCAUCCUGGGCGGCCUGCGGCCCUACAGCUCCUACCAUCUGGAGGUGCAGGCCUUUAAUGGCCGGGGACUGGGGCCCGCCAGCGAGAUGACCUUCAGCACCCCCGAGGGAGUUCCUGGACACCCCGAGGCGUUGCACCUGGAGUGCCAGUCGGACACCAGCCUGCUGCUGCACUGGCAGCCCCCGCUCAGCCACAAUGGCGUGCUCACGGGCUACGUGCUCUCCUACCAACCUCUGGAUGAUGGGGGCAAAGAGCACUUGUCCUUCGACCUCCCGGACCCUGAGCUGCGGAUGCACAACCUGACGAACCUCAGCCCCCACCUGCGGUACCGCUUCCAGCUCCAGGCCACGACGAAGGAGGGCCCUGGAGAGGCAAUCGUGCGGGAAGGAGGCACCAUGGCCUUAUCUGGGACCCCGGAUUUUGGCAACAUCUCGGCCAUGGCUGGCGAGAAUUACAGUGUGGUCUCCUGGGUCCCCAAGGAGGGCCAGUGCAACUUCGGGUUCCAGAUCUGGUUCAAAGCCCUGGGGGAUGAGAAGCUGGGCGCUCAUCUCCCGCCGCAGUACGUCAGCUACAACCAGAGCUCCUACACGCAGUGGGACCUGCAGCCUGACACCGACUACGAGAUCCACUUGCUCAAGGAGAGGGUUCUUCUGCACCAGAUGGCCGUGAAGACCAACGGCACUGGCCGAGUGAGACUCCCUCCCGCCGGCUUUGCCACGGAGGGCUGGUUCAUCGGCUUCGUCAGCGCCAUCAUCGUCCUGCUUCUCAUCUUCCUCAUCCUUUGCUUUAUCAAGCGCAGCAAGGGUGGCAAGUACUCAGUGAAGGACAAGGAAGACACCCAGGCGGACUCGGAGGCCCGGCCCAUGAAGGACGAAGCCUUCGGCGAGUACAGGUCCCUGGAGAGUGACAACGAGGAGAAGGCCUUCGGCAGCAGCCAGCCAUCCCUCAACGGAGACAUCAAGCCCCUGGGCAGUGACGACAGCCUGGCCGACUACGGGGGCAGUGUGGACGUGCAGUUCAACGAGGACGGCUCCUUCAUCGGCCAGUACAGUGGCAAGAAGGAGAAGGAGGCGGCGGGAGGCAACGACAGCUCAGGGGCCGCCUCCCCCAUCAACCCUGCAGGGACCCUGGAGUAGCAGGGUCCAGCCAGCCCAGGGCCAGGCCGCAGCCGACUCAGAGGCCAAGCCCCCCCGUCCGAGGCCUGUGCUGGGUCCCUGACCUUGGGACUGAGGCCCCUCCCUCUCUUCACCAGGCGGUGGCCCGGCCCUCUGAUCCUGAGCCCGAGGGAGGCUUAAGUCGGGGGCAGAGAAGAGGAACUCACUGCCUCUAAUCCCCUUCUGACUGCCUGGUCCCCACUCGAUUGCCAAAACCCAGCUGCACCCCUUCUUGGGCACACACUGCUUUACUCCAGCUCGGGGGCCAGUCACCCACACAUCAGGAGCCUUCAGGUGCUGCCUCGCCGGCCUUUGGGCAGAGAGAGGCUGUGGUCAGGGCAGAGGAAGCGGGGAUGCUGCCCGGUGGGAUCUCCUCAGGACCACGGCUGGCACCUGCACCCCCAGCCAUUGCUUGGCCAGCCUGGCUGGGACAGGGGACAGAACACAGUGUCCCCACCAUCUGCUCCCUUUUCUUUGCCAUCUCUGCUCCAACUGGGAUGGGAGCUGGGCAGGCUGGCCAUGGGUGCAGAGGAGGCCAUCUGGAGAGCCCAGAGUCCCACCUGCCGGUGUCGCACUCGGCCCGGCCCACCCCACCCUGCGGCCGGCUUUCAGGAGUUCCAUACACACGCUGCCUUUGGUACCCGCCAGACGACAUCCAAGUGGCCUCCGUCACUGCCCAGGUGCGGGGCAGGCACACCUCCUCCCCCCUGACCUUGGCCUCUCCCAGCCUCCACCGCACCCCAGGACCCCUUAGCGACCCCCCGCCCCCGCCCCCAGUCUGAACAGUUCCCUUCCUCAGCCUCCCCCAGCCCCACCUUGGGAUGUAAAUACACCGUGACUUUGAAAGUUUGCACCCAUGCCCUUUCCCCAUAUGCCACUAGUGUGUAGGCAGAUGUCUGAGUCUCUAGGUGGUUUCUAGGUUUUAUAGCAAUUAGCUUUGAUGAUCCCAUCCCAGGAAAAAUAAAAACAGACAAAAAAAAAAAAAAAAAAGGAAAGAU
Orcinus orca (killer whale) is the source of this 7211-nucleotide messenger RNA. RefSeq names its product L1 cell adhesion molecule (gene L1CAM). Gene Ontology annotation, biological process: cell-cell adhesion. Lineage: Eukaryota; Metazoa; Chordata; Mammalia; Artiodactyla; Delphinidae. Bases 2422 to 6195 code for a protein of 1257 amino acids. The record is from RefSeq and is a predicted model, not a curated record. Gene Ontology annotation, molecular function: protein binding. The transcript has 29 exons.